Molecule: messenger RNA, 500 nt
Organism: Chiloscyllium plagiosum (whitespotted bambooshark)
Lineage: Eukaryota; Metazoa; Chordata; Chondrichthyes; Orectolobiformes; Hemiscylliidae
Source: RefSeq, a predicted model, not a curated record
AUUUACCCCCCGUCCCUCCCCCAGGAGCAGGAUAACCUGACUGACGCGGAGGAACGCUGUGAACAGCUCAUUAAGAAUAAGAUUGGGCUGGAGGCCAAGGUGAAGGAGCUGGGUGAGAGGCUGGACGAUGAGGAGGAGAUGACCGCUGAGCUGACUGCCAAGAAACGCAAGCUGGAGGACGAGUGCUCAGAGCUGAAAAAGGACAUCGACGACCUGGAGCUCACCCUGGCCAAGGUCGAGAAGGAAAAACACGCCACAGAGAACAAGGUGAAGAACCUGACCGAGGAGAUGGCGGGCCUGGACGAGACGAUUGUGAAGCUGACGAAGGAGAAGAGGGCUCUCCAGGAAUCCCACCAGCAAACCCUGGACGAUCUGCAGACCGAGGAGGACAAGGUCAACGGCCUCACCAAAGCCAAGGCCAAACUGGAGCAGCAAAUCGAUGAUGUAGGUAACUCCCUCCCGCACUCCCGCACUCCCUGCACACUUCCCUAUCCCCCUGG